Messenger RNA from Loa loa (African eye worm), 405 nucleotides. RefSeq lists its product as hypothetical. NCBI's taxonomy places the organism in Eukaryota, Metazoa, Nematoda, Chromadorea, Rhabditida, Onchocercidae. The record is from RefSeq and is a predicted model, not a curated record. Bases 1 to 405 code for a protein of 134 amino acids. Gene Ontology annotation, cellular component: plasma membrane. The transcript is spliced from 4 exons. Gene Ontology annotation, biological process: positive regulation of plasminogen activation.
AUGAUUGACAGAUCGAUGGUAAACACCAUCCGGUUGCUUGAGAAUCAAAAGAUUGAACGUGAAAUAGCCUUUCAAGAAGCUUUGGAUGAGAGGAAAAGAGCAUUCGAGCUUGCCAGACUGCAGUACUCCUAUCCUUACAAAGCUAUUGGGAGUUUUGCAGUAACUCUUAUUUCUGGCCUAUCUGCCUAUCGGCAUAAAAAUCUGCUUCACUUGAUACCAGUAGCAGUAGCGCUUCCCUAUAUAGCUUAUGAAACUGAUGCUUCCCUUGGGCGAAGAACAAGAAGGAUCAAAAGACGGGCUGAUUUAUUGUACCGAAAAAGAUUGGCAGAACAUGAGCCGCAUGUUUUGGUAGCUGACGUAAAACAGCGUCUGAAGGAAUUGCAAGAAAGAAGUGAUGCGGAAUAG